GUAUUCGUCGCGCGCGCAUUUCGUCUGAAUCUACGUUGAGCUCUAUCAUUGAAAUCAGGCUUAAAUUUUUUUUCUCCUCAAGAAAUAUAGAAUAAAUUCUCAAAUUUUCAGAGAAAAGUGUACUUAAAAUAAAAAUGAAAAAUCGAACUAAAAAAAUGGUGAAUUAUUAAAAUAUUCUUUUAAUGCAAAAAAAAAAAAAACAAUUUUUUUUUUCUAAAAGUAAAAAAUUUCGAUACGAAAAAAAAUGAAAAAUCUAUUAAUAUUAGCAAAGACUAAUAAUAUUCUAUAUCUAAAAAGCCAUUAAAUUUAAUACAUGCGAAAAAAAAAAUUGUCAAAAAAAAAAAAUUUCCCAACAAUGAAGGAGAAAAAAAGUGUACCGAGCUUAUAAGUAAAUGAACAAAAAAAAAAAAAGGAAAAUGCUCCACUGAUAGAAUUUUUUUUUCGAUAAGUGUAUUGAUUCAGCUCAUUAAUAUACACAAAAGAGUGACUAAAAAUAGAAAAUGCGAAACGUUAAAAAGUGAAAAUUAAGUUUAGAAAAAAAAAGAAAAAAAAAUAGUAAAAAGGGUGCUCCGUAUAUGCAUAUGUGUGUGAUGUGAUGUGAAAAGUGAAUUUGUGCAUCGAUAAUUCUUCUUCUUCGUCUUCUUCCAUAGUUUUAUUUUUUUUUUUUUUUAGUCGAAAAGAAGCAUGACUCUUCAUGCUCGUCCAAUGGUACUAAACUAUAAGUUGAAGGAUUUUACUACCUUUAAGGACAAAGAAUUCAUCUGGCACGUGACUACUAAAAACGAGUGAGACCUGGUGUUAGCAAUGUCGAACAUCACGACGACAAGUCGAAUUCCCCUCGAGUAUUGGAAUCGAAGAUCAAUCGAUUUAGCUGAUGAUAUUGAGGACGAGGUUGUUAGAAAUAAUCGAUUUUCCACUGUGACAUCAUCGACUGAUGAUUUAUCAAAUGUUAGCCUAUCAUCAACAACGACAACAUCAGCGGCAGCAGCAACAACAACAACAUCAACAUUAUCGGGAAAUGGAAAUCUUUUUGAAAAUUUAAUACCAGCACUUUAUGUGACAAUAUUUCUAUUGUCAGUCGUUGGAAAUUCUCUUGUUUUAAUCACAUUGUUUAGAAACAAACGAAUGCGAACUGUGACCAAUGUCUACCUGUUGAACUUGGCAGUGUCGGACCUACUACUUGGAGUCUUUUGCAUUCCAUUCACGCUUCUCGGCCACAUGCUCAAGAACUUCGUUUUUGGAAUUGCCUUGUGCAAGCUCAUACCAUAUUGCCAAGCUGUUUCAGUUUCUGUAGGAGUUUGGACACUCGUUGCCAUUUCAUUGGAGAGAUAUUAUGCGAUUUGUCGACCACUUAAAUCGAGAACAUGGCAGACAGAAUCUCAUGCUUAUAAAAUGAUUGUCAUUGUCUGGGCAAUAAGUUUAACAUGGAGUGCGCCUAUUUUUGCGGUUUCCAAGCUCAAGAGCAUCAGGGGAGGCAGACAAAAGUGUCGUGAGGAUUGGGGUGAUAGUGUUGAAUAUGAGAGGGCAUAUAAUAUUUUUUUAGAUGGUGCUCUAUUAUUAGUGCCGUUAAUUGUUAUGAGUUUAGCAUAUUAUUUAAUAGCAAGUAAACUUUGGAGGGGCCUUCAACGUGAAAUUCGUCAAAGUUCAGUGUGCCUGGGAAAAUUACGUGAAUUUCCUAGCAGAAUAAGUCGUGAAAAAUCAAUGGAUCGUGAACAUUCAGGAAUAAUGGAACGUACAACAAUGUUUAAUUCACGAUCUGAUGAUUUAGCUGGACCUUCAAAUUCAAUGUCUUCCACAAAUCGUGUCAGAUGCAAUCGAAUAAGCUCAAAUCGUCGCGCAAUGUCUGCCAAGAUACGAAGAUUAAAAUCAUCGACAAAAAAUUCAACAAAUGUAGAUGUUAAUGUCAAUGUAAGUGGUAGCAAUGAUUUAAAUUCAAUUAUAACAUUACCUGGAACUAGUGGAACUGCCAAUGGAAAUGGUAGGAGAGGCUCAGUGAUUUAUCGGGAAACGGAUGAACCCGGAGGAGGAAUUGAGAGUCGUCAAAAUUCAACUUAUACUUCGAGACGGCAACAUGUCAUUCGCAGUAACUACAUGGGAAAAAGUAUUGAGGCUAAAAAGAAGGUAAUAAGAAUGCUUUUUGCCAUUGUAUUGGAAUUUUUCGUCUGUUGGGCGCCUUUAUACGUCAUCAAUACGUGGUAUCUAUUUGAACCAGAUUUGCUAUAUUCCCUUGUUGGUAGCACUGGAAUUAGUCUCGUACAACUCUUGGCUUAUAUUUCAAGUUGCUGCAAUCCUAUCACCUAUUGCUUCAUGAACCGGAAGUUCCGAGAUGCUUUUCUCAGUCUCUUUGAUUGGUGCAGUUGCUGGAGAUUGCGAUGCGGGGACCGUGGUACCUCCACAGGGGUCACAAGAAAUAUCACUCAAGCUGGAAACAGUGAAGUCAGUGCAAACGACUCAGCCAUUUACUUAAACAGAGCAUCACUCAUUGGCAAAUCGGAAGUGGUUCGACUAUUAGGCGAUGAGGAUCGUGUUUAGCAAAGAGCUUUGCCUGGAACGAUCGAUAAUUCAUGUUCCAGGAGAUGUUUGAAGACGACUGAAAUAAUUUGUGAUUCACAUUUGAAGUUGAAAUCGUAAAUUUUACGAAAUAUAAUCUCAAUUCUCUAUAUUUAGAAAUAAUAUUAAAAAAAAAAUUUUUCAAUUUCCACUUGAAAAUGGCACUUUAAUUUUGUAUUUUUUUUUUUUUUUGUCGUUUUGGCAAAAAAAAGGGGCAACAAAAAGGAAGAAAAAAAAAUGGAUAAAAAAGAAUCGUGAAAAAAAAUUGUGAGUAAAUUUGACUCUUUUAAUUGGAAGAGAAGGAAAAAUUGAUUCAAAUUUUUUUUUAUUCCUGAAAAAAGUUAUGACUAUGAAAAUUUAGUAUAAGACAAUUUUUUUUUGGUAACUAUGAAGAGUAUUAUUUUACAUCGAACUUUGAUUAUUAUCAAUUUUGAAAUAUAUAGGAAUUAUUUUCUAUUUAAAACUCUGUGUCGCUAUUGAAAUAAUGAAAUUUA
Leptopilina boulardi is the source of this 3044-nucleotide messenger RNA. RefSeq names its product cholecystokinin receptor type A-like. The record is from RefSeq and is a predicted model, not a curated record. Gene Ontology annotation, cellular component: membrane. The transcript is spliced from 11 exons. Gene Ontology annotation, biological process: neuropeptide signaling pathway. NCBI's taxonomy places the organism in Eukaryota, Metazoa, Arthropoda, Insecta, Hymenoptera, Figitidae. Gene Ontology annotation, molecular function: neuropeptide receptor activity. The coding region runs from base 805 to 2532 and encodes 575 amino acids.